Messenger RNA from Fusarium keratoplasticum, 414 nucleotides. RefSeq lists its product as uncharacterized. Lineage: Eukaryota; Fungi; Ascomycota; Sordariomycetes; Hypocreales; Nectriaceae. The record is from RefSeq and is a predicted model, not a curated record. Bases 1 to 414 code for a protein of 137 amino acids. The transcript has a single exon.
AUGCGUUUCGCCAAGCACGUUCUUCCUCUCGCCCUCGUCAUCACCGGCGUCAUCGCCGCUGGUGAUGAGUCUACCACCGAGGUGGCCAAGGCCAAGGCUACUGCCACCGACGACAAGGCCACCCAGACCACGAACGAGCCCGACGAGACCAAGGGGUCCGACAAGACGGAGGAGGCUGAGCCCACGGCUACCGGAGACGACAAGGACAAGGACAAGGAGACCGAGACUGAGAAGAACAGCAAGGCCAAGGUCACCUCUGCUACCGAGACGGAACAGUCGAUUGUCUCGUGGAACCCUCCCCAGCCCUCGACCAUGGCUCCCGACAUCAAUGCUUCCUCCCGCUCUAUCCAGACCUCGGGCUACAUGGCCCUGACCAUGGUGGGCAUCGUGUCCAUCGCCGCUGCUUUCCUAUGA